AUCAUUCUCACAAGCAGAAACUUUCUCUAAGCAUUCGAAAAUCGACACUGUGAAUCCGAAUCCACCAAACCCGAUUCUUCUAAUUUCCAAAUGCAAUUCUCUAAGAGAGCUGAUGCAAAUUCAAGCUUACGCGAUCAAAUCUCAUCAAGAAGAUAUUUCCUUCAACACUAAGCUGAUAAAUUUCUGCACUGAGUCCCCAACGGAGUCUUCAAUGUCAUACGCACGCCACUUGUUCGACGCAAUGUCUGAACCAGAUAUCGUCAUUUUUAAUUCUAUUGCUCGUGGGUAUUCUCGCUCCACGAAUCCUCGUGAGGUUCUCAAUCUCUUCGUUGAGAUCUUAGAAGAUGAUCUUUUACCUGACAACUACACUUUCCCGUCUCUUCUCAAAGCUUGUGCAGUAGAAAAGGCGUUAGAAGAAGGUAAACAGUUGCAUUGUUUGUCGAUGAAAUUAGGGGUUGAUGAUAAUGUAUAUGUUUGUCCUACGCUUAUUAAUAUGUACACUGAGUGUGAAGAUGUGGAUGCUGCUCGUUGUGUGUUUGAUCGGAUUGUUGAGCCGUGUGUUGUUUGUUACAAUGCUAUGAUCACGGGGUACGCGAGAAGAAACAGACCGAACGAGGCUUUAUCCUUGUUCCGUGAAAUGCAAGGUAAGAACUUGAAGCCGAAUGAGAUUACCCUUCUUAGUGUUCUGUCUUCUUGUGCUCUGUUGGGAUCGUUAGAUUUAGGGAAAUGGAUACAUGAGUAUGCUAAGAAACAUGGUUUUUGUAAGUAUGUGAAAGUAAACACAGCUUUGAUCGAUAUGUUUGCGAAAUGUGGUAGCUUGGAUGAUGCCGUGUCUCUAUUCGACAAGAUGAGGCAUAAAGAUACACAAGCUUGGUCAGCGAUGAUUGUAGCUUAUGCAAAUCACGGGCAAGCUGAUAAUUCCAUGUUAAUGUUUGAGAGAAUGAGAUCUGAAAAUGUUCAGCCUGAUGAGAUCACGUUUCUCGGUCUGUUAAACGCUUGCAGCCACACUGGUCUAGUGGAAGAAGGGCGCAAGUAUUUCUCACAGAUGGUUAACGAAUUCAAGAUUGUUCCGAGUAUUAAGCAUUAUGGUUCUAUGGUUGAUCUUCUAGGUAGAGCUGGACAUUUAGAAGAUGCGUAUAGAUUCAUUGACAAACUCCCGAUAAGUCCAACACCGAUGUUAUGGAGGAUUCUCUUAUCUGCUUGUAGUAGCCAUAACAAUUUGAAGCUAGCUGAAAAGGUUAGCGAAAGGAUCUUUGAGCUAGAUGAUUCACACGGUGGCGAUUACGUGAUCUUAUCAAAUCUAUACGCGAGAAACAAGAAAUGGGAAGAAGUAAAUUCUUUAAGAAAGGUAAUGAAGGAUCGAAAGGCGGUUAAAGUUCCCGGGUGUAGCUCGAUUGAGGUGAACAAUGUUGUUCAUGAGUUUUUCUCAGGGGAUGGUGUGAAGUCUGCAACCACAAAGCUUCACAGAGCAUUAGAUGAAAUGGUGAAAGAGCUAAAACUUGCAGGUUAUGUUCCUGAUACAUCAAUGGUGGUUCACGCUGAUAUGAGUGACCAAGAGAAAGAGAUUACGCUUAGGUAUCACAGCGAAAAGCUUGCGAUAGCAUUUGGGCUAUUGAAUACUCCUGCGGGAACAACGAUUCGGGUUGUGAAGAAUCUUAGGGUGUGUAGAGAUUGUCACAAUGCAGCUAAGUUGAUCUCUCUUAUAUUUGGUAGGAAAGUUGUUCUUAGAGAUGUUCAAAGUCUUCUCGUUAUCUUGCCUUCUGUCUUCUCUGCUUCUUCUUCCUCUGAAGAUUUCGAUUUCUUCUACUUCGUCCAACAAUGGCCAGGAUCAUACUGUGACACACAGAAGAAGUGUUGUUAUCCAACUACAGGCAAACCAGCUGCUGACUUUGGAAUUCAUGGUCUUUGGCCUAAUUACAAAGAUGGUACUUAUCCAUCUAACUGUGACGAGACUAAACCAUUCGAUAAAUCAACGAUAUCAGAUCUUUUAACAUCAAUGAAGAAGAGCUGGCCAACACUGGCUUGCCCGAGCGGUUCAGGUGAAGCGUUUUGGGAACAUGAAUGGGAGAAGCAUGGUACUUGCUCCGAAUCGGUUAUUGACCAACAUGAGUAUUUUCAAACCGCUCUUAACCUUAAACAGAAAACCAAUCUCCUUGGAGCUUUAACCAAAGCCGGGAUUAAUCCGGAUGGAAAAUCUUACUCUUUGGAGAGCAUAAGAGAUUCGAUAAAAGAGUCAAUUGGUUUCACUCCUUGGGUUGAGUGUAACAGAGAUGGUUCUGGUAAUAGCCAAUUGUACCAAGUCUAUCUUUGUGUUGACCGGUCUGGUUCCGGUUUAAUUGAAUGCCCGGUUUUCCCUCAUGGAAAAUGUGGAGCCGAGAUCGAAUUCCCUUCUUUUUAAUUUCACAGUCUCCUGAACCGAAACCGAUCUUUUGUUCAUGGAGAUUGGUUUGGUCAAAGAGAGAGUAUGUAAUAAAAUUUUAUGGGUUGU
Messenger RNA from Arabidopsis arenosa, 2488 nucleotides. The record is from the annotation of a GenBank genome assembly. Lineage: Eukaryota; Viridiplantae; Streptophyta; Magnoliopsida; Brassicales; Brassicaceae.